This is a messenger RNA of Aspergillus puulaauensis, 846 nucleotides long. RefSeq lists its product as uncharacterized. Lineage: Eukaryota; Fungi; Ascomycota; Eurotiomycetes; Eurotiales; Aspergillaceae. Bases 1 to 846 code for a protein of 281 amino acids. The record is from RefSeq and is a predicted model, not a curated record. The transcript has 2 exons.
AUGUCAAGCCAAGACGCAUCUACAGAGACUACCAGGGGGCAGAUCGUGAGCAAUAUUCUGCAAUAUUCGAUCGAUACCGGAGACCUCCAACGUGCCGAGCAGUUAUGCGCAGAGGAUGCCAUGAGCGUCCAAAAGCUGGAUCAUAUAUUGAGGCAGAACAUUGUAAAUGAGGCAGAGGAUUCGGCAGCCAACACAGCCAACCCACCAGCCAGGCCUGAAGACCACAACUUGCAGUGGUUUCUGAAGGACUUUGAGAUUGUCCGAUCCAUACAAGCGGACCCGCCUAGCUCGAACCAAGCUCUAAUGAUGAGAUUCGUCAUCCCACUUCACAUCCAGUAUAAGCGCCUGUCAGGCUUAUACUUCCAGGAGGCAGAGACUGGCAUAGAUUCUUCAGAAAGGGACCGUGUUCUGAGCCGCCUCUAUGUCGACGUUCCGACGACCUUUACCGAGUUUAACCGCAUCGUGGAGCCUCUAAGUGGGCUUAUUAUAUACCUGACAAAGGAAGAUAAAGUGGGCAAACCGGGUGACAUGGUACUGAUGGAGGUGGCGUUCCAGUUCAUAAAACACCGUGACAUGCUCCGCCUCUGGGCUGAUAGAUUCAAGCACCUGGAUAUGGACAGCUCGAGGUCUUCCAAUGCAGCUGAGUGGGAGUCCAAACUUUCUUUCGCGUGCUUCGGGAUGAUUACUGAUUUUGACAUUGCCGAAAAUGGCAAGGAAGACGGCAGGGUUGACCGAUUCUGUCUAAAGGAUCUCGAUAGAAUAUGUGACUGGCAGGGGCAUACUUUCGCGAAGGGAGUCAUCAAUGCGAAAGUAGAGCACGUCCUGGCAGGGGGUUCACUGGGAUAG